CAGCUCUCAGAGCUAGAGCUUGCUUCAGGCCCCGAAUGCCAUUGGGAGCAAUGAUGACGGGAUAGUCAUUGGAUUGAUUACUUGACUAUUGCUAGACUGAAAAUGUUUACCUGUGCAGCUACCCAUCGUGGCCUCCCGGCCCUCCGCCAGAGUCUGCGCCCCAUUGCUCGCGGUGUGUCAAUUCGACACUCGAGUUCUGGCGCUGCUCGGAUGGGCAAGUCUCGAAAUUUUGCAUUGAAAAUUGCCGUACCAACCAUUGUCGCUGCUGGAGCUGCAACUAUUGCCACUCAAUAUGAUUUACCUUUCGGCUUGAAAGAAGCUUACGCCGAGGCCGCUCCAGUUCACGCAGAGCCUGAGUUUGAGAAGCCUGUUAAACGAAAGGGCAAAUCAAAAGAAGAGAGUAGAGAUCUCAUCAGCUCCCAGCAUCUUCAAGUUAAGCAGAGCUGGGAGCAUCCUGGAGUAUAUGCUUGGGGAUCGAACAAGGGAAAAGUCGCUGCACCAGACUCUGACGAGGCUGUGAUCAAGAAUCCCAGGAGGAUUCCCUAUUUUGACGGGGUCUUGUUACGCGAUAUCAAGUUGGAUCCGAACUUUGGCGCCGCCGUAAAUGAACAGGGAGAUUUGUUGCAGUGGGGUAUCGAUUAUUCUACGGAAACCGUGGCACCCACCAAGACGCUGCGAGGGAAACGACUCGUAUCCAUCACCCUGUCUAGAGAUCGUAUAAUUUGUCUUUCAAUCAGCGGAGCGGUUUAUUCUGUCCCUGUAUCAAAGGAUGCUCAGGAAAAAGGUCGCAAGCCUUCGGAACGGUCUUGGAUCCCGUUCUGGAGCUCGGCGUCGCCGAUCAGCUAUCGAGUCUUGUCGCCUAAGAAUUUGAAUUGGGGCGAAAGAAUCGUCUCUCUAAGUGGAGGCUUAGAACAUGUUCUUCUCCUUACUUCCAAAGGCCGAGUUUUCUCAGCUGCCGCCGGAAGCGAAGAUUUCCCCUCUCGAGGUCAACUCGGUAUUCCAGGCUUGACCUGGAACACGAGGCCUAUCGGUAGCUAUGAUCAGUGCCAUGAACUCACGGCUCUGCGCGGCUUCGACAUCAAACAGGUUGCUUCAGGUGACUAUCAUUCCAUCGUACAGGACAAAGAUGGCCGUGUCUUCACAUUUGGCGACAACUCGGUUGGGCAGCUCGGACUUGAAUAUAACCCGGAAGCACCUUUUGUUGAUUCACCAGCCCUACUUCCUAUUCAAUCGCUAUACCAAGGCACUGGUCAAGUACCGAAAGUGACCAGCAUUGCCGCUGGCGGAGUCAACAGUUUCUUCACCAUUGAUGCCACCGGAGUUGCGCUUCCUCAAAGCGAAGAGGGUGCGAGUUCUGCGCUACUAGGACGUGUCACUGCCGACACGUGGAGCUGCGGACAAGGACUCUGGGGCAGCUUAGGCACGGGAAGGUGGAUUCAUAUUCAAGACAAUCUGGUAAAGAUUAAAGCCCUGAGCGGCUUGUUUGAAUAUGAUGAGACAACGAAUAAAGUUGUGCCUAUCCGGUUGUCUCAUCUAUCUGUCGGUGCCACUCAUGUGGCCGCCGUACUGAACAAUGUCACACACCUGACAGCUACCGAGUCUACUUCGACAGAUGACACCAAUUGGGGAUCCGAUCUGCUCUUGUGGGGUGCCAACGAAUUCUUCCAAUUGGGUACCGGAAAGAGAAAUAACAUUUCGGCGCCUACAUAUAUCCAUCCUUUGUACCCUGCCUCCGAAAAGGCUGAGGGAAGAGAUAAAGAGCAUCGCUUGCAGUUGACACCUUGGAAAACCAUAAAGAUCAACAACCGAAAGGUCAAAGUUGAACAGAGAGUCGAGUGCGGGAGAAAUAUUACGGCCAUAUACACGGCCGUCGGAUAGGAGGUCUAGCUUGCGGAGACCUGUUUAUUGUUUAUUCCUUUGCAGGAGAAAGAAGGUGGCUCAUUCAAAGUCAGGGAAAAAAAAAUCAUUCGUGUAUAUUGAACAAUCAUUCCAAACCAAGCCUCGAGCUUUCCUAUACAUAAUGUCUACCAACGAGUGUAGUCCGCCUAUGAGGC
Messenger RNA from Xylona heveae TC161, 2054 nucleotides. RefSeq names its product RCC1/BLIP-II protein. The record is from RefSeq and is a predicted model, not a curated record. Gene Ontology annotation, cellular component: mitochondrial inner membrane. Bases 103 to 1878 code for a protein of 591 amino acids. Gene Ontology annotation, biological process: mitochondrial respiratory chain complex III assembly. The transcript has 2 exons. NCBI's taxonomy places the organism in Eukaryota, Fungi, Ascomycota, Xylonomycetes, Xylonales, Xylonaceae.